Messenger RNA from Oryza brachyantha (malo sina), 1405 nucleotides. Its product is annotated as succinate--CoA ligase [ADP-forming] subunit alpha, mitochondrial. Gene Ontology annotation, molecular function: succinate-CoA ligase (GDP-forming) activity; succinate-CoA ligase (ADP-forming) activity. The coding region runs from base 147 to 1142 and encodes 331 amino acids. Gene Ontology annotation, biological process: tricarboxylic acid cycle. The record is from RefSeq and is a predicted model, not a curated record. The transcript has 7 exons. Gene Ontology annotation, cellular component: succinate-CoA ligase complex (ADP-forming); mitochondrion. NCBI's taxonomy places the organism in Eukaryota, Viridiplantae, Streptophyta, Magnoliopsida, Poales, Poaceae.
UGGAUCGCGAGACCCCAGAAAAGUAAGCAAAAACCGAGGAAGAGCACUCACCCAAAAACCCCAAAGAAAUCGAAUCGGGGAGGAAGGAAGAGAAAAAAAAAAAAGGAGAGAGAGAGCACGCGCCGCCGCCCGCCCGCCCACCCACCAUGGCCGCCUCCGCCCGCCGCGCGUCCCAGCUGCUGGGAUCCGCCGCCUCCCGCCUCCUCCACGCGCGGGGCUUCGCGGCGGCGGCCGCAGCCGCGCCGUCGCCGGCGGUGUUCGUCGACAAGAGCACCCGCGUGAUCUGCCAGGGCAUCACCGGCAAGAACGGGACCUUCCACACCGAGCAGGCCAUCGAGUACGGCACCAACAUGGUAGGUGGGGUUACCCCUAAGAAAGGUGGAACUGAGCACCUAGGCCUUCCAGUGUUCAACUCCGUGGCAGAAGCUAAGGCUGAGACAAAGGCAAAUGCAUCUGUUAUAUAUGUUCCACCACCAUUUGCUGCUGCUGCAAUAAUGGAAGCGAUGGAGGCUGAGCUUGACCUUGUUGUCUGCAUUACUGAAGGGAUACCCCAGCAUGACAUGGUGAAAGUGAAGGCUGCUCUGAACAAGCAAUCAAAAACUCGUUUGAUUGGACCAAACUGCCCUGGUAUCAUUAAGCCUGGUGAAUGUAAAAUUGGAAUCAUGCCAGGUUACAUCCACAAGCCAGGUCGCGUUGGGAUAGUAUCUCGAUCUGGUACCUUGACAUAUGAAGCGGUAUUUCAAACAACAGCCGUAGGCUUGGGGCAGUCAACAUGUGUUGGCAUUGGUGGUGAUCCCUUCAAUGGCACUAAUUUUGUUGAUUGCCUUGAAAAGUUUGUUGACGAUCCUCAGACAGAAGGUAUUGUUCUCAUUGGAGAAAUUGGAGGUACUGCUGAGGAGGAUGCUGCAGCCUUCAUCCAGGAGAGCAAAACUCAAAAGCCUGUUGUUGCAUUCAUAGCUGGACUCACCGCUCCCCCUGGUCGUCGCAUGGGUCAUGCUGGAGCAAUUGUAUCAGGGGGCAAGGGUACGGCACAGGACAAAAUCAAGGCUCUUAGAGAAGCUGGGGUUACUGUUGUUGAGUCACCAGCGAAGAUUGGUUCAACUAUGUUUGAAAUUUUCAAGCAGCGCGGAAUGUUAGAUUAGGGAGAACAAAUGGUACAGUAGAAAAAUAUUGGAAAACCUUUUGGUGCUCGUGGGCAACAGCGAGCAAUUCCUUUUUAGAGCCGCAUUGCUGGCCGCGGAACUCAUCAUCUUCCUUUUACCCCACCCUUUCCUCUUCCUUACCUUUGAUGUGAAGAUGGCCUACCUGAGGCUCACUUGUCUCUUUUCAAUAAGACAAAUUCUCGACUUAUCAACAUGAUGCUUUGUUUGGAAACGGUGUGGAGAACCUAAGAUGUUUCAGUUUA